GCCAGCCCCGCGCGGGGCGGGGUCCUGUCGGCGGAGGGGGCCUGCGGUGACCUCGGCGGUCGGCAGCCGGCGCGGGGCCUGGCGGGGCCGCGCCGGGCCGGGGGCAGCGCGGCGGGACGGGCGCCUGCAGGGGCGGCGGCGGGAGCAGCAUGGGUGUGAUAGGUGUACAGUUGGUGGUGACCAUGGUAAUGGCUAGUGUCAUACAGAAGAUCAUACCUCAUUAUUCUCUUGCUCGAUGGCUUCUCUGCAGUGGCAGUUUACGAUGGUAUCAACAUCCUACUGAAGAAGAACUACGGAUUCUUGCAGGGAAACAAAGAGGGAAGAGCAAAAAAGAUAGGAAAUAUAAUGGUCAUAUUGAAAACAAACCUCUAACCAUUCCAAAGGACAUUGAUCUUCAUCUGGAAACAAAGUCUGUGACUGAAAGGGACACUAUAGCAUUGCAUUACUUUCCUGAGUAUCAGUGGCUGGUGGAUUUUACUGUUGCAGCUACAGUUGUGUAUGUGGUGACUGAAGCCUAUUACAGUAUUGUGAAGCCCUCACAAGAAAUGAAUAUCAGCGUAGUGUGGUGUCUGCUUGUCUUGGCGUUUGCAGUUAAGGUACUGUUCUCAUUGACCACCCAUUAUUUCAAAGUGGAGGAAGGAGGUGAAAGAUCAGUCUGCGUCACCUUUGGCUUUUUCUUCUUUGUGAAAGCGAUGGCAAUUUUGAUUGUGACAGAAAACUAUCUAGAGUUUGGGCUGGAAUCAGGAUUCUCAAAUUUCUCGGAAAGUGCUAUGCAGUUUCUUGAAAAGCAGGGUUUGGAAUCACAGGGUCCUGUGUCUAAACUAACCUUCAAAUUGUUCCUGGCUGUUCUGUGUUCACUUAUUGGUGCUUUUUUGACAUUCCCUGGCUUGCGACUGGCUCAAAUGCAUCUGGAUGCUCUGAAUUUAGCAACAGAAAAAAUAACACAAACAUUGCUACAUAUAAACUUCUUGGCGCCUCUAGUUAUGGUUCUUCUGUGGGUGAAACCAAUCACUAAGGACUACAUUAUGAACCCGCCUUUGGGCAAAGAGAGCAUACCUUUAAUGUCAGAAGAUACAUUUGACACCAUGAGGUUGUGGAUUAUAAUCCUGUUGUGUGCUCUGCGGUUGGCUAUGAUGCGCAGUCAUUUGCAGGCCUAUCUGAAUCUAGCCCAGAAAAGCGUGGAUCAGAUGAAAAAAGAAGCUGGCAGAAUAAGUACAGUUGAUUUACAAAAAAUGGUGGCUCGGGUAUUCUAUUACCUUUGUGUAAUUGCACUGCAGUAUGUUGCACCAUUGGUGAUGCUCCUUCACACAACUCUGCUUCUGAAAACACUAGGUAAUUAUUCUUGGGGCAUCUACCCGGAACUGAAUUCCGACACUCCAGUAGAAAACAAUCUUCCCAAUUCAGUUUAUUCUGAAUCUCCACCCACCGAUGGAAAGAUGAAAGUAACUGUAGUACAAAUAACAAUGGCUUUGGGAAGCCUAAAGAAUAUUUUCACUCCUCUCCUGUUCCGGGGACUCCUGUCUUUCCUUACCUGGUGGGUUGCUGCUUGUCUCUUUUCUACAAGCCUUUUUGGGCUUUUCUAUCACCAGUACCUGACUGUGGCAUGAACAGAUCAACUGAUAAGUACAACGUCAAAUUCUAGAUACAAACCCAGGUACCCAAGAGGAGAUGAAGAUAAAAGAAGAAAGCUAUAUAUGAAGAGAAAACAUAUCAGAUUUUUUUUAAAAACUCUUCCUCUGUGUUCUCAGGGUGAAUAUUCUUAAAAUGUUUAAAAUUACAACUGGGUUUGUUAUUUUUGUUACCGAGAUGGUAGGUAACUAAUUCAAUUACAGUAACGAGACCGACAUUAUUGUGUGGCAGGUGUUGGUGGCAUGUUGAAAAGAUACAACCUCUGAGUAUCUUGGUUUCCAUUGAGAAGAUGUCACCCUCAACACUUUGUGUUUUAAGAAUCAGCUGUCAGUGACUGAACUGUGGAAGUAGGCACUGGUUAUGCUGAUGAUGGCUGCCUAUUCAGUAAAAUCUUGAAACUGAGCCAUACAAUGGAAUAUGAAAGGGGAUUUUAAAACGUUCUGUUGGAUAGCUGUUGAUCACUUUUCUCCAUGAAAAAUGAAAUAAUCCAACAGGACAACAGAGAUACUGUAUAUUACAGUAAGAAAAGUUGUAUAAAAUUUAAAUUUAACAUAAGAUAAAUGCGUGGACCUGGCAGGUAUUGCUGCCUAUAUAUUAUGCAGAAAUGCUUGCACAGUGAGAGGGGAAUUAUUAAAAAUAAAAAAUAAAAAAUAAACAAUAUAUAUAUAUAAAUAUAUAUAUAAUACAGUCCCUGCAGUCAUUUUGAAGUAAUGGCCAUCUGUAUUGGUGCUAAUAUUGAUCCACAGAUUCCAUUUGGAUCUUUUAAAUUUCUUCUUUUUAGGUAAUAGAUAAAUUCCAUUGAAUUCACAAAAUAAUAGAUGUAGAUUAGUGACACCAUUUAAACAUUUCAAAACACUUUAAUCCUGCUGACUAAGAGUGUAUGUAUCUGUAAUGUACAUAUAAAUAUAUAUUAUAUAUCAAAUAUAUAAUAUAUAUGAAAAUUACAAAAUACGGAAUCUUUAUUUUAAAUUGUUGAAUGUAUAUUACAAGGCCAUGGGAGAGGUAUACAUGUGUAUCUAGUUAAUUCAAGAUCCCAUUUGAAAUGAAAAUUAAAUUCGUUGAAAGUUCAGUUGAAAGGGCUAUUUGAUUUUGGUGCCUCUACAAAGGUACUUAGCUAUACUAAAGAACUUAAGCUAUUUUGCAAGAAGAGAUCAACUUCAUCUGUUAACGUUGAAAUACCAGCUCUGUCAGAUUGUCUCCUUUAGCCAGUGUAAUCUGUGUUAACUUGGCCGUAUAGUAACAAGUGAUAUCUCUCAGAAAUAAUAUUUUUCUGUGUAAUAAACAGUUAUUGUGAGGAGGAGCAAAGCAUUAACUUUAAAAGUUUUGCUUCAGUGAAGGGUUAGACCCUACAUAUCAAAACUGUUGUGAAACAAUGAAUUACAAUGUUUUAGAUGUUUUGUGUAAUUGGAGAACAAAAAUGGGGAUUCAUAUGUAGUAGCUUUUUUAAAAUGUUAAUAUUACACUGCAGAGUUCAGUGCUUUAUUUUUUUUAACUAAUACUGGCUACUUUUCUGUUACUGUUCUUUUUCUCUUGAAUUUGUGCUUUGGCAUAUAAGCAUUUAUAAAUGGAAAAGCUUAAAUAUUUAAUAUGUUGCAAACCUGCCAUAUGGGAAAGCGAAAUGUCCAUGAAUGCAGAAAAUUCAGAAUUUAAGCUGGUGAUAAAUUGUCUUGCUAUGUUGAAUGCCUUUUAAGUUAUUUAUUAGUUUAUUAAAUUGCAUUUACUGCUACUAGGAGAAGAUUUAUGUACACCAGCUAGUACCUACUGCAUGCAUUUGGGAUGUCUUGAAACACCUUGCAUGAUUCAAACGGUUUCAUUGCAGUGUAGUAUUUCAGUGCUAUUGGUGCUGCAAGCUUUGUUUUUUCACACCGACCUUUCAUAAUUAACAGGGACAAAGACUCAACUGUGUGAAUUAGCAUAAAAAACAUUUGACUUCAUAGAUUCAGGUCUUGAUACACUCCUAGGAAAUGUCAUUCAGAUGAAUAGAAUAAUGAAUCAUAGCACUGGGGAAAGUAUUGUACCUGUUAGUUCAAGAUAUACCAUUAAUAUGAAAAUUAGUAAGGUCAGCUUUUUAAUUUAUAGGUAGGCAUCCAAUAUUGAUGUUUUAUUCCAGAGAAUACUAAAACAAUACAGUGCAGUUUGAUUCUGAUUGUGAACUUGGUCCAAAAAGCUCACACGCGUGGAUGAGAUGUAUCCUAUUGCUGCAAUCUGAAUGACAGGAAUGAACUUCCAGUACUGGAGGAGACUUAAAAAUAAUGUUAGAUAACAGUUUCCUUUGGCAUAGCUACGUAUUUUCAAAGCUUGUAGUUUGUAAAAGUGAACUGUAAGUAUAUCAGCAGAGCUUUUGUUGAGGAAGCACACUGUCUUACUCUUCAGAUGUUGCACAGAUCACAUGGAAAAUAUGCACCUGGAUGUUGCUAACAUUAGAAUCAGCACUUCUGUCCCUUGUUCCACAUUUUGUUGUUCUACAGAACAGGACAACCUUCUGGUCAGCAAUUUAAUCUGAACGGGAGGUGGUCUUUGGUUUCAUUUAAUCAUUGUGUAGGUCUAGGAGGUUUACUAAAAAUUAACAUACAGCAAUAAACAUCUUUGAAAUGUGACAGUGAAGCUAGAGGGAGCAUAUUGCCAUAGUUGUGAGCAGUGCAUUUUGCAACUACUUGAUAUAUUCAAAAACUGACUUUUAAAGUAAAACAGCAGCCUUGAUAGUUCUCACUUCCAUGAAUAUUAUUUGAACCUCCAAGAAGUAUCUUGUUCAGGAAGCUCUUUUAAAUCAGCAGCUGGCAAAUGGUUCCUCCAGUCCCUACACCCCCUCCCUGGAGAGCUUUAUCAGCAGCUUGGGGUAAAAAAAAGCAGCUUACAGAAAUGGAAAAGCAGGUAAAACCUGUCAGAGAGGUUAGUAAUUUUUAUUCAGGAUUCUUAAAUACUUGCUUUUUCCUCACUGUCUACUACAUUUCUGACAGAUUUUAGAAGGAAAGAUUCUUUUCACAAAGAGUAAACAUUUUUUUCUUUCUUCCCGUUUCCUGAAUUCAGAACUCCCUUUAUCACUCCAUUACCGUGACUUGUUGGCCUGACACUUCUUUCCAUCAGUCUACAGCUUUUUCCUACAUUACCUACACAGAAAUGAGCUAGCUAGAUUAGUUAAUGUUGUUUGUAUUUUGAUUCUUUAUUCUUUUGGUUUGAAGUUUAUUUAUCAUUGCAGGAUAAGUCCCUUUAAAUAUUUUAAAUAACUCUGAAGUCCAGCUGCUAUCAGUUGGUUAAACACUGUACUUCUGUGAUGGAAAUCCCGUUAGACAAAGUUAGGAUAGUGCUAAAUCCAGGUCUUCCAGCAAGAUUCAGGGAAACCCAAAUGUAAUUCUACUCUAUUCCAAGUGUAACUUGCUCUAUUUCUAAGAUUAGAGAAAUUGAUUAGGAAAGAGAUAGGACUGUCACAAGCCUGUUCUUCCACUUUGCAGGUGAUGUUCUCAGGCAGCACUUGUCCUCCUUUGAUACCUUCUCAAGCUUUGGGAUUUUCCAGGUGUUGAAGGAUGCAAACUAUUUUUUUUUUUCUUCUUUCUUCAUGUUGAUUCUCUUCCAAGAGAAUCAACAGCUAUAGUAAUAAUGGAGAAACAGGUAUUAUCAACACAAGAAAUUCUGUGGCAAUUGCUCUUUCCCUUCUGUUAGUUGCAAAUACUGGAAGACAAGUGAAUAGAGAUGUAUCCUUACCUGGAUUGUAAAGUCAAACUCACCAACAAACAAAAGUGCCAUCAAGAUACAUCAGCACAACAAUUAGGUAGCAUAAUUUCAAUGUGCAGAAUGGGUAGUAAGUACGGAGGUUUCAAGUAACUUCAAUAAUUACAAGUUUGUUUACUGUGUUGUGGCUAACUACAGCUAAAUGGCAACAGAGGUCUUGGAUUUAGUGCAUAGAAAAUUUAAAGUAUCUUAACACCUAUAGAAAUCUUACAGAAGGCCCUACAAGGUUAAAUGCCCUGUACGUUUUUAUUCUUAAAAAAAAAAAAACAAAAAACAACUAUUCUUUUGAGCACUGGCUUGUUUUUCAUGAGAGAUUUUGAAUGGUUUUGAAAAGUUAUACUUUCAGUUUUGCCAUGUGACACAAUUUGUGUGUGUUAGCCACAAAAAAAUCAUCCCACAGAUAAUUUUGUCCCUACAAAGUAACUAGAAUGUUCUGGCUGUGACUGAAGAACUAAGUGCACAGUAAAAAUGGGAAAUCAUGAAGCGAAGUAAGGCCAGAGAAAAUAGGAUUUCUCUUGGAGAAAUCUUUCAUUUACGGCUAAGCAAAGCGUUAACAGCGGAGAGCGAAAGCAGGUAAUUUGGAUUUUAAGUGAAAUACUAAAGGUAAAUGUUUACCGUUACGAGUAAACAAGACUUUUUUCCAGUACCUGCAGCCCAAGUCCUAAAUCCCAAAUGAUAAUUUAAGAACAAUAUUUUGACCUCACUAUUAGUUGCUCCAAAGAGCAUCUAGACAAUAAGUAUUGAAACCAAAUACCUGAUCUAGUUGAACAAGCUGAUGCGGAGUAGUCAGUCUGUGGUGAUCUGGAAAUUAUUUUUAAUCCUGUUGCUAUGGAACAUCUUCUCAUUUGUCAUUAAUACCAUUGCCUGCAACUAGAAGUCAAAUACUUCUAUACUCAAUUUUUUUUAAAAACUCGUUGUCCAGGCUGGAGUGCUAACACAUACGCGGUUUUAUAUUGAUUUGUGGAAUCCACCUGUAAAUACCAAACUUUUCACGUUAUCACAACAUCAAUCCAGAAUAAGGGAGGAAGUCCAGGUUUGCAGUAUUUCAAUAUAUUAUCCUUGUGACUCUGAUAUUAAAACAAACAAACAAAAAACAACUAGGUUUUACAAGUAGCUUUUUAGAAACUCCUUAGUAGUAGGCCAUUUUUAUUUAUUUUAUUAUGCUGAUAAGCUUUUUUUUUUUAAACCUGGCUUAAAAUAUCUUCUGCUGAAGUCAGCCUUUGUUCUCUUUUCCUUUGCUCACUUUAUUCACAAAUCAAAUUCUGCUUCCCAUGUCUAUUUUAAUGUUCAAGAAUGCAUAUUUAAAGUAUUUUUGAUAAAAAGCUAGGACAACAAAAAACACUCCAAAAAUUUUACUUCAUAAAAUACGGUUCACCCCCAUGUCAUGACAUGUUAACAGACGCUUUUAGUUUUCCCUGUCUUCAGUCAUUCCUGUGUCCUGUUGUUAACACUCUACAUGUUCUUAGUAUGUAAGGUUUUCUAGGAAGAAUACAUGGAGCAAUAUUUUGUAAUAGUGAUCUUAGGAAACUUUGUCUGAUGUUUCAGUCAUUCCAUUUAUGUGAGCAAAUAUUAAUGUAAACAUGCUGUCAAAUAAUCUAAGCCUAAAAAAUCUCAUAGAUAAACUUGUUACAGAUUGCACAAGGAGCAUCCUCCAAGUUGUAAAUACUUUAAAUUAAUGUCUCUCUUGCUGGGACCAGACAUAAAUUCAGUGCUGUUGCUUUGUUAAGAGUCUUUAAGAGAAAAGCACAUAAUACUGCCUACACUACAACAAACCUCAAAGCAGAGGACUCCCCAUCCUUCAUUUCAGUAUUUGCCAAAUGGACAAGACUCUGGUAUUAUUUAUGUAUGUUUUAGCUUCCUACUUCUGCUAAAUUACUGAUACAAGGUGAUUUUUAUAGUUAGAGCUUUGUAAGUGUUAUGAUUGGCAUGCUUCACACUGAAGGUGGUGUUAGGUGACAGUUGCAUUACAUAGACCUCCUGACCAGUGUUGCAUCACCUGCGUCAAAAAUUAUUGCAUUUGCUGUGUGCAUUAGGGGUUCGUUGGGACUUACGGACAGGAGAGUGCAGCACAAGUUGGAAAAGCUGAAGAGUAUUUGAGGUUUUGUUGGCUUUUUUCUUCCUUUCCUUUUCUUUUUUCCUUUUUUUUUUUUUUGUUUAAAGUCAGUGUGGAUAAUACCUAGGUGCAAUUAUUACAAAUAAUAAACAGUGUACAGAAAUAUUGCAUUGUUUUUGUGCACCAUAGACUGAAGUGCCUAAACAUGGGUGGUCUGUAAAAGGCAUGCUUAAAAUCUGUUGCAUCUACUUUUCUGGUUCUUUUGCUAAAUAAUAGAAGGUCAGCUUUUGGAAAGAAAAUGCAAGGACUGUUAGUCCUAAAAAGGGGAUAUACUAUAAAAUUAUUUCCAUAAAGCUUUUGUUAUGUAGAAUGUCUAUGUGUUUGUAAACGUUAUUAAACACUGGAGGCAAAUAAGAUUUUGUAGAAAUCUUUUCCAUUUGCAUUACUUCAGUGAUAUUCUAACAGCUUUGCCUACUACCUGAUGGGUAAUGUAACACCCCACUGCCACGUAUGCAUUAUUUUCUUCCUUUUUUAUGAUUGAAGGAAGGGACGUGUGCGCAACUUUGAAACAGUAUAACAAAGUUUUUUUAGUGACACCCCUGAUAUUACUUAUGCCCCAAUUCUGCAGCAAACUUUGGCCAGGUAAGUAGUUCUGCCUGAGUUCAGAAAGACUCCACUGAGGUUCGCCACAUCCUCAUGGAUCUGGGGUGCAGGGAGUACAAGAGAAGCUGCAUUGUAACGUGGCUGUCUGGGACCGAGCAAAGAAAAUGCACAAGUUACGUGUACCAAUUUCAUAGAGUGCUUUUGGGGUACAGAAUAGUAAAGUCAUCCUUACCUGUAAGCUACUUCCCUGCCUCUGAGCAUGGUGAGCACUCAAGGUGAGACAAGUCAUAUUCAGCGGGUGGAGGGGGGGAAGGUGAAGGAACAGUAGGUGCCUGCCCUAAGUUAAUCAUGCACUCUAAAUGUGAAGUGCUUGUAAACUGAAAUGGUGUUACUGGUUUAAAUCUACCAAAGGAAGCCUUCCUCCAAGGAAGCCUUAUGAAACCAUUUUGAGCUUUUAGCUCUAAAAAGUGGCUUUAGCAACCUAUACUGUAUGUAGUACACUGUUUGGGAACGCUUCCUCCAGUAAGUGUGCUAAACGCUUCCUUACACUGUGUGUAAGAAAUAGUUGCUUAUUAUUUGACUGUGGAGCAUUUACAAAGCUGUCUUUAUAAAGUCUUGUUUGGUAAGUCUUAGUAUGUAUGUGGCAGCAUUUUAUUAAUGUCAAAAUAGUAAGAAUUGGUUUGUCAUCUAAAAACCUAAAUCCUUUAACGUCAAUAUAUGCUGCUAAGUGAAAAAAAGAUUAUACUUUCUUAUUCCCCUAGUCAUUCUGAUGAAAUGCUACAUAUUUUUUUUUAGUAAUGCACACAUUCAUAAAUUUGUAUUUAUGAGGUACUAGUGGUAAUACCACAGCAAAUCUAAGAGGAACUGUGAUACCUGCUGUAUAUCAACUGCCCCAUCAACUUGCUUGCAUUUGUAAAGCAUUGAUCCAUAUGAGACAUUUAUUGUCUACUACAGUGAUGCUGAUAUAGUAUUUUAGUAUCCCUACAUGUACUCUGCAUGUCUUGCAUUUGUGGACUGUAGAAGGAUAAAUUGUUUUACAGUACUUACUCUAGAUUUAAAAACCAAAUCCAUUAUUUUAUAUAGUGUUUCCCACAUCCAAACUAGGACAAUUUCUAAAGCCAAAGAUCAAUAAAUGUUUAUUGUCUUA
Messenger RNA from Anas platyrhynchos (mallard), 9158 nucleotides. RefSeq names its product transmembrane protein 161B (gene TMEM161B). The record is from RefSeq and is a predicted model, not a curated record. NCBI's taxonomy places the organism in Eukaryota, Metazoa, Chordata, Aves, Anseriformes, Anatidae.